AUGAAAUUGAGUUGCAAUGGGUGUCGCGCACUUCGCAAAGGAUGCAGUGAAGACUGCAUCAUCAAGCCUUGCCUUGAGUGGAUCAGUUCCCCUGAAGCCCAAGGUCAUGCCACGCUCUUUCUUGCCAAGUUUUAUGGCCGAACUGGCUUGCUCAACCUCCUUGCUAACGCUACCAAUCAAAAGGCCCAAGUUGUGUUCAAGUCAUUGUUGUACGAGGCUGCAGGUAGAUUGGUGAAUCCCACACAUGGAGCGCUAGGUUUAUUUUGGAUAGGACAAUGGAGCCGAUGUGAAGCUACAGUUGAAUCUGUGCUAACCGGAUCAAAUAUUAAUGACGUUACAACUGUUGAUGGGCAAACAUCAUCAGGCACACUCAUUCCUGAAAAUCAUGUUCUUCCAACAACCUCUGAUAUACGCCAUGUGGCAAGAGGUACCAAUGUGGACAUCAAAGAGAAAACUCAAUUCAAGAGAGCUGGGUCAAUUUUCAAGCCUAAGCCGCGAGUUGGUUGGGCCGACAAUGCUACACUUUUGAAAUCAAUUUUAGAGAAUGGCAGCCUGAAAAUUGUCGAGGCUUCAUCGAUGAUCGAGAAAGAGCUGAAUGGAGCUGCUGAAACUCAAGUGAACUUCGAACUCACUCUUGGCUUCAAUUGUCAAUCAAGCAAUGACAAAAAAUCAUAUGAUAAUUAA
Molecule: messenger RNA, 684 nt
Organism: Trifolium pratense (red clover)
Lineage: Eukaryota; Viridiplantae; Streptophyta; Magnoliopsida; Fabales; Fabaceae
Product: LOB domain-containing protein 42-like
Exons: 2
Coding region: 1-684 (227 amino acids)
Biological process (GO): regulation of gene expression
Source: RefSeq, a predicted model, not a curated record